GGCCCUCUGGGCGCCUGAGGCUGAAAGCGACAUUUGCCUCUGGCAGGAAAAUGAACUUGUCAGUUUCCGCUGGCAUCAGACCGUCUACCCAAAGGAGCGACGGAUCGGGGUAGCAUUUUAGCUUUCUAUCUCAGGGAUCUGACAGCGAAAGGCGUUCAAGGUCUUUCCCUCCUCGGAUCUCCCCUCCUAGCUUCCAAGGCGUCACGUGGCAGCGUGGAGCCCGCCUCCCGGUGACGUCACGGCGCUCACAGCCGUCGCGCUGAAGAAAGGAUGCUCUAGGAUGCUGUCCAGGUGGGCGGCCGCGCUGCGCGAUGCGGCACUGCAGGUGUAACUUAGCAUGGUCCAUGCAGGAGCGAUGAGUGGCUCUGGAAACCUGAUGGAUUUCCUUGACGAGCCAUUCCCUGAUGUGGGGACUUAUGAAGACUUCCACACCAUUGACUGGCUGAGGGAGAAGUCACGGGACACUGACAGACACAGAAAGAUAACGAGCAAAAGCAAGGAGUCCAUAUGGGAGUUCAUCAAGAGUUUGCUGGAUGCAUGGUCAGGAUGGGUGGUGAUGCUGCUCAUUGGUCUGUUGGCAGGCACUUUGGCUGGGGUCAUCGAUCUUGCAGUCGACUGGAUGACGGACCUGAAGGAAGGAGUCUGCCUGUCUGCCUUCUGGUACAGCCAUGAGCAGUGCUGCUGGACAUCCAAUGAAACUACUUUUGAGGACAGGGACAAGUGCCCCCUGUGGCAGAAGUGGUCAGAGUUGUUGGUGAAUCAGUCAGAGGGUGCCAGCGCUUACAUUUUGAACUACUUAAUGUACAUCCUGUGGGCAUUGCUGUUUGCAUUUUUGGCAGUCUCUCUGGUGCGUGUAUUUGCGCCAUAUGCCUGUGGUUCUGGUAUACCAGAGAUAAAGACCAUUUUGAGUGGCUUUAUCAUCAGGGGCUACUUGGGGAAAUGGACCCUGCUAAUCAAGACAGUCACCCUGGUGCUGGUUGUAUCAUCUGGCCUGAGCCUUGGGAAGGAAGGGCCACUGGUACAUGUGGCUUGUUGCUGUGGCAACUUCUUCAGCAGCCUGUUCUCCAAGUACAGCAAAAAUGAGGGCAAAAGGCGUGAGGUGCUUUCAGCUGCUGCUGCUGCUGGAGUGUCUGUGGCCUUUGGUGCUCCCAUCGGAGGUGUACUGUUCAGUCUAGAGGAGGUCAGUUACUAUUUUCCUUUGAAGACCCUGUGGAGGUCAUUUUUUGCAGCCUUGGUGGCAGCCUUCACACUGCGAUCCAUCAACCCCUUUGGAAAUAGCCGCCUUGUUCUCUUUUACGUGGAAUACCACACACCUUGGUACAUGGCUGAACUGUUUCCCUUCAUCCUGCUUGGAGUCUUUGGGGGCUUGUGGGGAACCCUCUUCACCCGCUGCAACAUUGCCUGGUGCAGGAGGCGCAAGACCACCAGGCUGGGGAAGUACCCGGUACUGGAGGUCAUCGUGGUGACAGCUAUCACUGCCAUCAUUGCCUACCCCAACCCCUACACGCGCCAGAGCACCAGUGAGCUAAUUUCUGAGCUGUUCAAUGACUGUGGGGCCCUUGAGUCCUCCCAGCUCUGCGACUACAUCAAUGACCCCAACAUGACUCGGCCUGUGGAUGACAUUCCAGACCGGCCAGCUGGGGUUGGGGUUUACACAGCCAUGUGGCAGCUGGCCCUGGCACUGAUCUUCAAAAUCGUCAUUACAAUAUUUACCUUUGGCAUGAAGAUCCCCUCAGGCCUCUUUAUCCCGAGCAUGGCUGUGGGAGCCAUGGCAGGCAGGAUGGUGGGAAUUGGUGUGGAGCAGCUGGCCUACCAUCACCAUGAUUGGAUAAUCUUCAGGAACUGGUGCAGACCUGGGGCAGACUGUGUCACACCAGGACUUUAUGCAAUGGUGGGAGCUGCUGCCUGCCUAGGUGGAGUUACCAGGAUGACAGUGUCACUGGUGGUCAUCAUGUUUGAAUUAACUGGUGGUCUGGAGUACAUCGUGCCCUUGAUGGCAGCAGCUGUGACCAGCAAGUGGGUGGCCGAUGCCUUUGGGAAAGAAGGCAUCUAUGAGGCCCACAUCCACCUGAAUGGGUACCCAUUUCUUGACGUGAAGGAUGAGUUCACCCACCGCACCCUGGCCACUGACGUGAUGCGGCCCCGGCGGGGAGAGCCACCACUGUCGGUGCUCACCCAGGACAGCAUGACCGUGGAGGAUGUGGAGACUCUGAUUAAGGAGACAGACUACAAUGGCUUCCCAGUGGUGGUCUCCAGAGACUCUGAGCGUCUCAUUGGGUUCGCCCAGAGGAGGGAGCUGAUCCUGGCCAUAAAGAAUGCCAGGCAGAGGCAGGAGGGCAUCGUGAGCAAUUCCAUAAUGUACUUCACGGAGGAGCCCCCUGAGCUGCCAGCCAACAGCCCACACCCCCUGAAGCUGCGUCGCAUCCUGAACCUCAGCCCUUUCACGGUUACAGAUCAUACACCUAUGGAGACAGUGGUGGACAUUUUCCGGAAACUGGGGCUCCGGCAGUGCCUGGUGACUCGGAGUGGGAGACUUCUUGGCAUCAUCACAAAAAAGGAUGUUCUGAGACACAUGGCCCAGAUGGCAAACCAGGACCCCGAAUCUAUCAUGUUUAAUUAGCAACAAGAGAACAAUUUUGAGAACACACUGAUAAUAUCAUUUUAAAAGAAAUAAACAAAUGAUAUGUUACUAUCCCCAAUGAAAGACCUUGCACUAGGGCUAGCAGAAGCAAAAGCUUUGCUUGAAAGGAGGGGAAGAAGGAUGAAACUUUUUUUAAAAAACAACAAAACAACAACAAAAAAAGCAAAACCAUCAAUGAAUAGACAUUUUAUAGCUUUGAGCCCCUUAUGAGUUUUGAGCUGUGUUUCUCCAUGGGUGUGUUAACUGCUGUGGGGGCAAGUGGGUGGCAUAAGAACCACGUGCUUCAUAUGAGGAGACAGAACACAAAUGCCAAAUGGAGAAGCUGUGACCCCACUGCUCAAGGCUGAUGUUUGUAACUUCAGAACACAUGUGAAGCUUUGAGUCCAAAAGACAAAGGGGUAUUGGCAUGUCAACAUUCUUAUUUAUUAUGAUUCCUGAUAAUUUGCUGCUAUGUACUAAAAUCAUACUAAAGACAUUUGCACUUACUUCAUUGGAGGAGAAAAGAAAUGAAGGUUGAACAGUGAAAGCUGCAAGUGUGCUCCAGUGGGGUCUCCUCAUGACUGGUUUCUUUCUCCUCUUCUCAGCCUGUUAUUUUGCUUAUUUAUCAGUUUCUGAACCAACAUCAGGGGAGCCACAAUGAGUGUGAAGAAACCAUUUCUCUCCACAAUACUGGCACUUUGGGUCUGAAUGAUGAACUGUGGGAACAUGUAGUGCUCUGUGUAGUUUCCCCUUGUGCAAGCGGACACAUCCUUAUUUUGAGGGAACACACACUUGAUUGUUGAUUUGCAUCCCCAUUGCAUUUGCUUCAUUUAUUUAUUGCUGUUGCCUGUGCUUUCUUAAAUAUUGAUCAGUCUAGCACUUUCCAUGUGUCAUGGCCUGUAUGCUCCCAGCUUGUGAUAAGUAUGUUUUAAUUCCCAACUAGCAUAUGCAAGAGUCAAAAUGGGCUACUGAGUAUUACUACUUAUUUUUCCUCUCAGGUCUUUUUGGAUAUGGCUGUGAAGAGGGUGAAGCACACGAGUUCUCAGUGGGAACUCUACCAAAUGGAUUGCAAGAGAACUACUAAAUUGAUUCUAAAUCUGUUCCAUUCUCUUCUCUGUGGGAUGCAAAGUGUCCAGUUUUAAUGUCUAAGCAUGCACUUUCAUACUAGCAAUCAUAGCACAGAAGGAGAGAGUUAAAUUUUAUAUAGCCAAUUUAAACAUUGGGCAUCUUUGUAUUAGAAUUUAACGACACAUUUAUUCUUUUAGCCAGGAUGUCUGUCUUUUCUGUGAGAAUGAAUUAAGCUAUGUUUUAGGUCCCCACUGUAUGAUCUGUGUAAAAUUUAUCCCACUUGUCCCCUUACUUUUACCUUUGUUCUUCCCUUUUCACUGAAUCUUUCUCAUCCUUUUCAAUCUCAUGUCAUUGGAUCUUGAUGUAUGAAGUAUGUGUGAUCUUGACUGCAAAUAACAGUGAAGGACUGAAUAAGAAACCUGGGAGAUACACACCCCAGGAUUGUCUGCAUCAUUUCACCAAGGAUCAAACUCCUUUGGUAAUUUCCACUACCUUAUCCUCUCUCCUUUGGUUUAUUGCCUCAUAGUUGCAAGAUGGUUGCUGAACCACCAGGUAUUAUGUCUGUUUUCUAAGUGGGAAGAGGGAAGAAGAGGCAAGUAACAAGGUGCAAUGUCUACAUCCAGAAAGCAAAGCUUUCUGUAACUUGGCUCCCCCUAGUGCAUGAGAGUCUGGGAAGGAAAAUUUUAGCUAGGCACAUUACUCUGUGAAUGAAAUUUAGAGUCUCUCUCUUUUGUUGUUUAUUUUAUUUUAUUUUUUUGCUGUGUGAGGGGUGGAACCCAGGGCCUCAUGCAUGCUAAGCAAGUGCUCUACCUGAGCCACAUUCCCAACCCUAGAGUCUCUUAAUGAGGAAGGGGGAUUAGGUUUUGGAAGGGGAUUGUCUCUGCCACAGUUUCCUCAUAUCCCUAUCAUUGCCCUUCAAUGUCUUUUUUACUCUCUCAUUCUUGACAAACUCUUGCAAACAUUCUUCGAACCUUCUUGCUUCCUAUUCUUUUUCUUAGAUUUGACCUAGAAUUCCUAAUCAGAAUCCAUCAUUUCUUAGCCCCAGUAAGAAUUUUUAUUUUGGAUAAAAACCUAGCUACAAGUGGGUUUCUAUGAAACGUUUUAUUGUUAUAAGAAAAUACAUCUUCUGUGGAUUAAAAUUUUCAAGUCACAUCAUGCUGACAACUAUGGAAAAUUUGUUUCUGCAAUUAAUGCCCCCUCUCUAAAAUAACGUCUAAUAGCCACUUCAGUGUGGAAAUAUCCAGUUAAUAGCAGAGAAUUUAGACUGUGGUCUUAGAAUGAAAUGCAUUGUCUCAUCCACAGCAUGUAAAUAGUAAGAAAAGAUCUUAAUCUUGGUGGUGUUACUGGGAUUUCCACGGAACAUUUGCAAGUGAAGCUGGCUUCUCCUGGACUUCAAAUCCUGAAUUCUUAAAGAUUGCUUCAUGUAGUCCCCUUUUAUUCUCUUGUGGUAUCACUCAGAGACAACCUGUAAUAGGAAAGAGGAUUAGUCACAGCCCAGCCCUAUAUAAUCCAGAAGACCCUUGUAGCUGAAACAGGUAGCUUCAAAAAGAACAUGAAUCAGUGGAAAGAGAGCCAAAGGUCAGUGAGACCACAGAAUUGCCUUCCAACCCAGCUGAGGCUGUGGAGGGACUGAGGGCAUGGUUUAGAUUGGGCCAAGGUUAUCAAGAGGAAACUUGAGAGUUGUUUCCUUCUCCCAGUGCUUAGCACAGAGAUGUUGGUGACCCAUGGAAACUAUUGGAAGAGUUAUUGACUGAAAUAACCAAGGCUUCUUUUCCUUUACAAGUUGACCCUCCAAUCUGUUGUGGGGUUCAGACUCCUCAACAGAAAGUCAGGGUCAGACAGGUAGGUUAAGAUCAAGGGUGGGGAGUGUAGUGGGGUUGAUAACAGCAAAUGACCUUUCUCCCAGGGAGCCCACCUCAGCCAUGUGGUCCAUUUGCCCACUGGCCAAGGUUUCACACAAGCUCUGUGGGGACCAUACUGCUCUUUGUCACUUUUUCUUAGAAAAGUACCCAGCUAUGGACUCUGAGGGUAUUCACGGUAUCCCAAUGCAGAACUUCAUCUACUUUCUCUAGUUAUCUGAUGUAGAGAACUGGGACAUGAAGUUGAAAUGUACAUCUUUUAGAAUAAUAUAUUUUUUUCUUUUCCAAAACCAAAGGCUUUGGGCAUUUGCGGAACUUUCUGGAUCAGUUUUUAUUGUAAAAAUCAUAAACACAUGUUAGAAAAGGAGUUCUCUAAUGAGACAUAUCACCUACUUCUUGCUCUCCCUUCUGAUUACUAAGGGAAUGGGUUGUAGGACACCAAAAUAAAGGGAAUCCCGAAAAUGAUAUGUGAAUUUUUUUUGAAGUGUUUUUCAGUGCAUCUCUUGGGAAUGCUGAUGUUCCUGUGGCUUUUAGGAAAAGGUAAAUGUGCUAGAAGUAAAGCAUCCAAUAUUAAGUGCUUGCUGUUACAUAGACAUGCAGUCUCAAGGUUCUCUAUUCAGUAAUUCCUAAAGGCCUUGUAAAAAAGAAGACUUGUAAAUAUACAUUUUGAGCCCUAAUAAGUCACAGACACCAAAAAUUUUAGGCCAGUUUGUUUUAUUUAGGUGAGAACUGAUUACUUUAAAUUAUUAACAUGUGCAAAUUCUGCUUGGAAUUCAUCAUCAGGUGCUGAGCUGGAAAAGACGAGAAACUCAAGGAAGAGAACUAUUGAAUUUCCAUGUAACUGUAAUAUUAUGCUUUCAUUUUAAUUUUGUGUGGGCAGUGUAUUAUCAAACUGGGCUUUUAACCUUUGAAAUGAUUUGCACAAAGAGGGAGCCUGUAUAUCUGACCUAGGAAACAUUAACCAGAUCCCAUUUUCACUGGUGCAGAAAUAACUAUUUAUUUGCCGUCCUUAGGUGUUCUGGGAAUGAGCCUAUGUGUGACUUUUAUGAGAUAUAUUCACAUUUGGUGUCGGAACAACCACAUGGCAACAUGUUGGCUCUUUUUUAUUGUACCACUCUGCAUAAAUGUUGGCACCUUAUUACAAAUUAAAUGUUUGAACUCUAUUUUUAAAAAUAAAACAAGCACAGAG
Messenger RNA from Urocitellus parryii (Arctic ground squirrel), 6736 nucleotides. It is a transcript of the gene Clcn4, whose product is annotated as chloride voltage-gated channel 4. Gene Ontology annotation, biological process: transmembrane transport; chloride transport. Gene Ontology annotation, cellular component: plasma membrane; synaptic vesicle; Golgi apparatus. NCBI's taxonomy places the organism in Eukaryota, Metazoa, Chordata, Mammalia, Rodentia, Sciuridae. The record is from RefSeq and is a predicted model, not a curated record. Gene Ontology annotation, molecular function: voltage-gated chloride channel activity.